Messenger RNA from Trichoplusia ni (cabbage looper), 472 nucleotides. Its product is annotated as 60S ribosomal protein L30. The transcript is spliced from 4 exons. The record is from RefSeq and is a predicted model, not a curated record. Gene Ontology annotation, molecular function: structural constituent of ribosome; RNA binding. Gene Ontology annotation, cellular component: cytosolic large ribosomal subunit. Bases 99 to 440 code for a protein of 113 amino acids. NCBI's taxonomy places the organism in Eukaryota, Metazoa, Arthropoda, Insecta, Lepidoptera, Noctuidae.
GUAGGUGAGUGAACUUGAGCGAUUGAUACCGACUGAACUUCCUUUUCUUUUCCAACGUGUUCCUACGGAAGUAAUUCGUGGUAAAAUCAACCUCCACAAUGGUUGCCGCCAAGAAACAGAAAAAGACUAUUGAGUCUAUCAACUCGCGUCUUGCCUUGGUUAUGAAAUCAGGCAAAUACUGUCUAGGAUACAAACAGACAUUGAAGACCCUUCGUCAGGGCAAAGCUAAGCUGGUCAUCAUUGCCAAGAAUGCUCCUCCUCUAAGGAAAUCUGAGAUUGAGUACUACGCGUUACUGGCCAAAACCGGAGUCCACCAUUACAGUGGAAACAACAUUGAGUUGGGCACGGCUUGCGGAAAGUACUACAGGGUAUGCACACUCGCCAUCACCGACCCUGGUGACUCGGAUAUCAUCACCACCCUGCCUGAGGCGCAGGCUUAGACUUAUGUUUAAUAUAAUAUAAAAAAAAUCUA